Molecule: messenger RNA, 2169 nt
Organism: Synchiropus splendidus (mandarinfish)
Lineage: Eukaryota; Metazoa; Chordata; Actinopteri; Syngnathiformes; Callionymidae
Gene: flvcr1
Product: FLVCR heme transporter 1
Exons: 10
Coding region: 238-1974 (578 amino acids)
Biological process (GO): erythrocyte differentiation; mitochondrial transport; heme export
Cellular component (GO): membrane; mitochondrion
Molecular function (GO): heme binding; heme transmembrane transporter activity
Source: RefSeq, a predicted model, not a curated record
AGACACCCGAGCCGAGCGGCGCCAGAGGGCUGCCGGGUUCGGGCGGAGGGACGUGCCUGAUCCCGAGUUCUGCUCCUGCUGGCUCGGAUCCUGGCGCGGGUCAGAGCAGGGAUUCGUUGUCAACGCGCGUGCGUCGGGCUGUGCGUGCCCGCGUCGCUCUAUUUAAACGAAGAGUGACGUCACAGCGUCCUGGUCGCUGCUCGUCUCCUAUUGGCUGAGAGCCAUCGGAAGCCUCACAUGUCAGCGGAACUAGAGCGGCUCGGCUCCUCACUGCAAGAGGCCCACAGCCGUUCCGGUUCCGGGCGAUGCUCCGAGGGCUCCGAGCAUCCGCUCCUCUGCUUUCGUCCCCCCGCCGCUGCCGCCGCCGCCGCCGCCGCCGGUCUCGGUUCCGUCACAGCUCCGGCACCUAAGCGGCGCAGCGCAGGCGCGAUGGUCGCCGGCGAGCUCGUGCAGGAGCACCUGCACGCGGACCCCGCAGCACCUGACCCCGUCCUCGCCAUCGGGAAGAGCCUGGAGCCGGAGUUCGGAGCCGACCCCCCCGCUCGCAACGGCGAGGCCGUCCCGGAUGAGAGGACCGCGAUGCUGCCGGGCGCAGAGGCGCCGCCGCGGCUGGAGACGCGCCUUUUCUGUCGCCGCUUCGCAGUGCUGGCCGUGUUCAGCCUGUACUCGCUGGUCAACGCCUUCCAGUGGAUCCAGUACAGCAUCAUCACCAACGUGUUCACGUGCUUCUACGAGGUGAGCACCGAGCAGGUCAACUGGCUCUCCAUCGUCUACAUGGUCGCCUACAUCCCGCUCAUCUUCCCCGCCACAUGGCUGCUGGACCGCAAGGGUCUGCGGCUCACCGCCCUCCUCGGCUCCGGUCUCAACUGCGUGGGCGCGUGGAUCAAGUGCGCCAGCGUGGGUCGCCAGCUGUUUGCCGUCACCGUCACCGCGCAGGUCAUCUGCUCCGUGGCGCAGGUCUUCAUCCUCGGCCUGCCGUCCCGCAUCGCCUCCGUGUGGUUCGGACCCCGCGAGGUCUCCACCGCCUGCGCCACCGCGGUCCUCGGGAACCAGUUGGGGACGGCCAUCGGUUUCCUGCUUCCUCCGGUUCUGGUUCCCAACACCCGUGAGGACCUGGCUCAGAUGGGCCACAACAUCAGCGUCAUGUUCUACGGCACCGCCGCGGUUUCCACGGGACUCUUUGUCCUCACGCUGCUGGUCAUCACGGACCGCCCGCCGCUGCCCCCGAGCCCGGCCCAGGCCGUUCUGCCCGACUCUCCCCCUGAAGGCUACUCCUACCAGAGGUCCAUCCUCAACCUGUUCCGGAACAAGGCGUUCGUGCUGCUGCUGGUCAGCUACGGGAUCAUGACAGGCUCCUUCUACUCUGUGUCAACACUGCUCAACCAGAUGAUCAUGGCCUGCUACCAGGACGAGGAGCUGAACGCAGGCCGCAUUGGUCUGACUCUGGUGGUGGCUGGGAUGGUGGGUUCCAUUCUGUGUGGCCUCUGGCUGGACCACACCAAGGCCUACAAGAUGACCACGCUGGCUGUGUACGUGCUGUCCUUCCUGGGCAUGGUGGUCUUCAGCUUCACCCUGGACCUCCACAACAUCUACCUGGUCUUCUUCACGGCCGGAGUCCUCGGGUUCUUCAUGACCGGCUAUCUCCCUCUGGGCUUUGAGUUUGGGGUGGAGGUUACGUACCCCGAGUCUGAGGGAACCUCGUCCGGGCUGCUCAACGCCUUUGCUCAGAUCUUCGGCAUCAUCUUCACUCUGAUCCAGGGAAGGCUGACCACAGACGCGGGUCCUCUGGCGGGAAACCUCUUCCUGUGCGCCUGGAUGGUUGUGGGAGUCCUGCUGACAGCGGUCAUCAAGUCGGAGUUGAAGAGGCACAACAUCAACGCCGGCGUUGAUGCCAAACCGCUGCAGGUUCCAGUGGGAUCACAGGGAGAAGUGCUGAAGGAGCCACUCAGAUCUUCUCAGGAAACGGCCGUGUGAGUCGGGACUCAAGACCCGGCGGUCCGAGUCAGACCCAGAGACCCGGCGCGGCGCCGUUCUGGUCCCAGGACCGAGCCUGAAUGUAAACAGACUGCUGCUCACCUGACUCUGUGUGAAGAACCAGCGAUGACGUCGGCGGACUCACGUGACCGCGAGUCACGACGAUUGUUUGCCUUCAAUUAAAGCUGGUGACGA